Molecule: messenger RNA, 957 nt
Organism: Spodoptera littoralis (African cotton leafworm)
Lineage: Eukaryota; Metazoa; Arthropoda; Insecta; Lepidoptera; Noctuidae
Source: the annotation of a GenBank genome assembly
AUGAAAGCCAGAUACUUAACAUUCUUCUCAUACAUAGGAACGCCUUUUAGGUCCUCUGAGAAAAUAUGGCUUAGAGAAGGUCGUAACCAUCCAGAUCCUGAAAGUGUACAGGGUUUGAUGGAACUAGCGCUGCUGAAAUUGAGGUCUCUCAACUAUCCUAGCCUGGUCCUUUCCAGCCGUACAGAUGGUGGAGUCCACGCAUUGAAUACUAGUGCACACUUUGAUCUGGAAAGGUUUGGCUCCAAGAUAUAUGAACCUGAAGCGAUCACUUACACUUUGAACAAGUUCUUCUACAACCACAAUAACAGUAUAUUUGUUAAGAAGGUCAUUAGAGUACCUGACAACUUUAAUGCUAGACACAAGGCAAUUGGCAGGAGUUACUUAUACAGGUUAGCUGUAAAAAAAGAUGGCAUUGUUUUGCCUGAAAAUGUAACUAUAGCUUCUUAUAUACCCAUUGAGGAGUGGAAGAGAUGUCACUUUGUAAGAUUACCAGGCUUCGACAUAGAGAAAUUUAAAGAAGCCACAAAAUAUUUUAUUGGUAUCCAUGAUUUCACGACAUUCAAGAAGUUUGACAAGUUAAAACAACACAAGCACAACAGGAGAGAGGUCCAGUCCAUAGUGGUGAGACCUGGUAGGCCACUCAUUACCAGCUACCCUCGAGACGAUGGUAUAUUUGACUACUGGGAUAUAGAAAUUAGAGGGAGAGGAUUUGUGCAUAAUCAAAUACGCCGCAUGGUAGGAACACUAAACGCCGUGGCGAUAGGCAAGCUGCCUGCUGAAGAAAUAAAAGUGAUGCUACAGGUGCCUUCCAAGCACUCCUGGCAUAACUUCAUACAGUCCGGUCCUCCUGACGGCCUGUACCUGUGUGAUGUACAUUACAAGCCUGAAGAUCUCAUAUACGGUCCAGAGAGCCAUCAAGAAAAAGAAGAGUGUCUUAGUGAUAGUGAAUGUGAUUGA